Molecule: messenger RNA, 2410 nt
Organism: Lontra canadensis (Northern American river otter)
Lineage: Eukaryota; Metazoa; Chordata; Mammalia; Carnivora; Mustelidae
Gene: TPBG
Product: trophoblast glycoprotein
Exons: 2
Coding region: 447-1706 (419 amino acids)
Biological process (GO): negative regulation of canonical Wnt signaling pathway
Cellular component (GO): plasma membrane
Molecular function (GO): protein binding
Source: RefSeq, a predicted model, not a curated record
UCGGGAAAGGAGGAGGGCUGGAGGCUGGAAGGGUAUAAAUAGUGUGGGCCUGGGCAGAAGGAAGACUUUAUGCUGGGUGUCUCGGGACACGCGCCCCUCUCGCGGGUCCCGGAGCGGAUCAAGCGUGAGGCGCCAACAAAAGAGGCAAGGAGGUGCCACCCGGGGGCGGCGUCAGGAAGAGGAGCGGGAGGAGGAGCGCGGAGCUGAGAGUCCCGACCCGCCGUGCGUACUUUCUGGAGGGAAGGGGCGGGGGGAAUCGACCCCGGGCGGGGAACGCCUGGUGGCGAGGGGUUUAGCCAAGUUCCGGCCGCGGCGUCCCUCCUCCGCUCCCACGAGAGGAAAGUUUUCUCUAGACGCUUCCGGCCGGCCCGCACCCUCCGGACCCAGUCCCCGAGCCUUCGGAGCGGGCGCCGUCCCAGCCCAGCUCCGGGGAAAGCCGCGCCGCGAUGCCUGGGGGGUGUUCCCGGGGCCCCGCCUCAGGGUACGGGCGGCUCUGGCUAGCGCGGCUGGCGCUGUUCCUCCUGGGCUGGGUCUCCUCUUCUUCUCUCACCUCCUCCGCGCCCUCCACCUCGUCCGCGUCGUUCCUGGCCUCGGCGGUGUCCGCCCAGCCCGGGCUGCCAGGCCCAUGCCCCCAGCCCUGCGAGUGCUCCGAGGCUGCGCGCACUGUCAAGUGCGUUAACCGCAACCUGACGGAGGUGCCCGCGGACCUUCCCCCCUACGUGCGCAACCUCUUCCUUACCGGCAAUCAGCUGGCGGUGCUCCCCGCCGGCGCCUUCGCCCGCCGGCCGCCGCUGGCUGAGCUGGCCGCGCUCAACCUCAGCGGCAGCAGCCUGGAGGAGGUGUGCGCUGGCGCCUUCGAGCAUCUGCCCAGCUUGCGCCAGCUCGACCUCAGCCACAACCCGCUGGUCAGCCUCAGCCCCUUCGCCUUCUCGGGUAGCAACGCCAGCUUCUCGGCCCCCAGCCCUCUGGUGGAACUGAUGCUGAACCACAUCGUGCCCCCUGACGACAGGCGGCAGAACCGGAGCUUCGAGGGUAUGGUGGCAGCGGCCCUACGAGCCGGCCAAGCGCUUCGCGGGCUCUGGCGCCUGGAACUGGCCAGCAACCACUUCCUCUAUUUGCCUCGGGAUGUUCUAGCCCAACUACCCGGCCUCAGGCACCUGGAUUUGCACAACAACUCUCUGGUGAGCUUAACCUACGUGUCCUUCCGCAACCUGACGCACCUAGAAAGCCUCCACCUGGAGGACAACGCCCUCAAAGUCCUUCACAAUGGCACCCUGGCCGAGUUGCAAAGCCUGCCCCAUGUCAAGGUCUUCCUGGACAAUAAUCCCUGGGUCUGCGACUGUCACAUGGCAGACAUGGUGGCCUGGCUCAAGGAGACAGAGGUAGUGCAGGGCAAAGCCAGGCUCACCUGUGCAUUCCCGGAAAAAAUGAGGAAUCGGGCUCUCUUGGAACUCAACAGCUCCCACCUGGACUGUGACCCUAUCCUCCCUCCAUCCCUGCAGACUUCUUAUGUCUUCCUAGGUAUUGUUUUAGCCCUGAUAGGCGCCAUUUUCCUACUGGUUUUGUAUUUGAACCGCAAGGGGAUAAAAAAGUGGAUGCAUAAUAUCAGAGAUGCCUGCAGGGAUCACAUGGAAGGGUAUCACUACAGAUACGAAAUCAACGCGGACCCCAGGUUAACAAACCUCAGUUCUAAUUCGGAUGUCUGAGAAACAUUCGAGGACAGAACAAGGACAACUAUGCAUGAGAUGUAGACUUAAGCUUUAUUCUGUCCUAGGCUUGCUCCACUUCCACCUUCCACUGUGGACACUGCUGACCUUGACUGAAAGCAGUGAAGGGAAUUUGCUCCCUUGUUAUGUGAAGUUUUUGGUGUGUCUUGUUAAUGUAAGACGAUGAAAAACUGUGCAUAGUGUUUUAUCCUUUUCCUUUUCUUGGAACUCGACUCGUGUGGAGGGAUUUUUCGAGUUUUAGCAUGAACGUGGACUCCUGGCUCUUUCUCUUAGUACAGAGUUCAAGGUGUAGCCAGUGUAGCCACACAGAUAGCAUUCAACAAAAGCUGCCUCAACCUUUUUGAGAAAAAAAUACUUUAUUCACAAAUAUCGGUUUUAUUCUCAUGUACCAAAAUUGUGGAGAAAAUAAAUGCAUUCCAUAAACUGCCUGCAGAUUUUAGCAAGCUCUUCAGAGUAACUCCAUAGCCCACAGGAGCACCUGCAUCCGAGAGCAUGCUUAUAUUUUACUGUUCUACAUAUUACAAAAAAUAACUUGCAACUUCAGAUAACUUCUUUAACAAAGUAAACUACUUUUCUGGUUGCAGUUUAUAUGAAACUAUACUGAAGUUUUUUUAUAAACUGCAUUGAGAUCCAACAGACUAAAUUGUUAAGAAAAACUUCAAUAAAGAUUCUUAAAAGAAUUA